Molecule: messenger RNA, 125 nt
Organism: Dentiscutata erythropus
Lineage: Eukaryota; Fungi; Glomeromycota; Glomeromycetes; Diversisporales; Gigasporaceae
Source: the annotation of a GenBank genome assembly
UAGAAAAGGUAUAAAAAGCAUGAAAGAUACAAAAGAUAUAAAAGGUACAAGAGGUAUGAAAGGUACAAAAGGUAUGAAAGAUACAAAAGGUAUAAAAGGUACAAAAGGUAUAAAAGGUACAAAAG